ACAGACACUUUGAUGAGCCCAGGCAAUUACAUGCUUCCAUUCGUCUUCCAAUUUCCUCAAGGGAUGAUGCCCUCAUCUUUCCAAGGAUGGUACGGUCGUGUGAAAUAUGUUUUGGAGGCAACGUUGAAGCGACCUUGGAGAUUUACCAAGAACAGAUGCCAUGAAAUUAACUUCAGAACCAAGUUGGACAAUUUCAGAAUUCUCUUUAUGCUCCCCCAGGCUGGACAACAGAAGAAGAAGAUGAGCAUGUUCACCUCUGGUAACCUCUCGUUUAAAGUUCUUGUUGACAAGAAAGGAUACAUGCCAGGUGAAACUAUUCGAGUUCAAACAAUAAUUGACAACUCUACGUCCCGUGAUCUUCAACCGUACUUUAAACUUCAGAGAAAGGUCACGUACAAGGUCAAGACGAUCACCAGGACAGGAGACGUCAUUUUGAGAGCGGCGGGCUCCCCGGUACCCUCCAACCAACAGCAGACUGUGACCAAGGAGUUGAGGAUUCCUCGUGACCUCGCCCCAACCAACAUAUUCAGCAGUAUGCUCACAGUGGAAUAUACUCUAAAGGUCUACAUGCUGUUCCAUUUGUUCCAUGUUCCAUUUGCUUUCGACAAGGAAGUCAUUAUCCCGAUCUUCAUCAUGCCUCCAGACAAGAAGGGUCCUGUGAUGUCAGCACUGAACCUUUUGGCCCCCGGACAGGACGCAACCCAAGACGCUGGUCCCAGCACCCAACCAGCAGGGCAGACGUCUCCCAUCUCCAACCCAGCAGCUUCACACCAGGGUCCAGAUCUAGUUCCAGAACACCUUCCUCUUUCAAGCCCAUUGCUGAUGUCACCACAUGAGGCCAACCAGCAGACACUUCCAGAGUAUGAGCAGGAGACGGAUGAUGGAGCCCCCUUGCUCUACCCCCCUCUGGAAUCCGGUUCAGGCUCAUCUCCAAGUGCUCUUCUGUGCUGUUUCACGCCUUGAUAGUUUGCCUUGAUAUUUUG
Messenger RNA from Engraulis encrasicolus (European anchovy), 983 nucleotides. Its product is annotated as arrestin domain-containing protein 3-like. Bases 13 to 963 code for a protein of 316 amino acids. The record is from RefSeq and is a predicted model, not a curated record. Gene Ontology annotation, cellular component: cytoplasm. The transcript is spliced from 6 exons. Gene Ontology annotation, biological process: protein transport. Lineage: Eukaryota; Metazoa; Chordata; Actinopteri; Clupeiformes; Engraulidae.